ACCAAACGGGUAUGGUUGCUAAUAAACGACAGCGUUUCGGUAACAGAAGCGAAGGAGAGAGGUGGGUUCAAAGUUUCCGUCUUUGGUGUCUCAUCAAUGACAAUGAGCCGCACUACUUCUCUCCUCUUCUUUGUUUUACCCAAAAACCUAUCAAUAAUAUUCUUCUUCUUCCUCUUCUCCAAUGGCGGCUACUAGGGUUCGGUGUUGUCAUAGCAAUGCACCUUUCACCAGAUUGCCUUAUACCCGCCACCGAAACUCGCCGACGCUACCGAUUUCUCUGAAUCGUGUCGAUUUCUCUGCGCUGAAGUGCUCGAGGAGAUUAUCAUUACCCAUUGGAGAUGGCUCCUCCAUUAGAAAUGUUUCAGGUUCAGGCUGCAGAAACAUUGUGCGAGCUAUCUUGGAAGAGAAGACAGAGGCAUUAACGGAGGUAGAUGAGAAGGGAUUCACGUGCGUGAUGAAGUUUGGUGGAUCUUCAGUGGCGUCAGCUGAGAGAAUGAAGGAAGUUGCGGAUUUGAUUUUGACUUUUCCGGAAGAAAGUCCCGUCAUUGUUCUCUCUGCAAUGGGGAAAACUACCAACAAUCUCUUGCUUGCGGGAGAGAAGGCGGUGAGUUGUGGUGUUUCUAAUGCAUCUGAGAUUGAGGAAUUGAGCAUUAUAAAGGAAUUGCAUAUCAGGACGGUGAAAGAGCUCAACAUUGAUCCCUCUGUUAUUUUGACCUAUUUGGAAGAACUGGAGCAACUCCUGAAAGGCAUUGCCAUGAUGAAGGAGCUGACACUUCGUACGAGAGACUACUUGGUCUCUUUUGGAGAGUGCUUGUCUACAAGGAUUUUCGCUGCUUAUCUUAAUACAAUCGGUGUCAAGGCACGCCAAUAUGACGCAUUUGAAAUUGGUUUCAUUACAACGGAUGAUUUCACAAAUGGGGAUAUCCUGGAGGCAACUUAUCCAGCCGUUGCCAAGAGAUUAUAUGAUGAUUGGAUGCAUGAUCCCGCUGUUCCUAUUGUAACAGGUUUCCUUGGGAAGGGUUGGAAAACAGGUGCGGUUACUACCUUGGGUAGGGGUGGCAGUGAUUUGACGGCAACCACAAUUGGUAAAGCAUUGGGUUUGAAAGAGAUUCAGGUGUGGAAAGAUGUCGAUGGUGUUUUAACAUGUGACCCUACUAUAUAUAAGCGAGCUACACCGGUACCAUUUCUGACAUUCGACGAAGCAGCCGAGCUAGCGUAUUUUGGUGCACAGGUCUUGCACCCACAGUCAAUGAGACCAGCAAGAGAGGGUGAGAUUCCUGUUAGGGUUAAAAAUUCUUAUAACCCUAAGGCUCCUGGAACUAUCAUCACUAAAACAAGAGACAUGACCAAGAGCAUUCUAACGAGCAUAGUUCUGAAACGCAAUGUGACCAUGCUGGAUAUAGCAAGCACCCGAAUGCUUGGUCAAGUUGGUUUUCUUGCAAAGGUAUUUUCGAUAUUUGAGGAGCUUGGCAUUUCCGUAGAUGUUGUUGCCACUAGUGAAGUCAGUAUAUCGCUGACACUGGACCCUUCAAAACUUUGGAGCAGGGAACUGAUUCAACAGGAGCUUGAUCAUGUAGUUGAAGAACUGGAGAAAAUUGCAGUUGUGAAUCUUCUAAAAGGAAGAGCAAUAAUUUCUCUAAUUGGGAAUGUUCAACAUUCCUCCCUGAUUUUAGAGAGGGCGUUUCAUGUUCUUUAUACCAAAGGUGUCAAUGUCCAGAUGAUAUCACAAGGAGCAUCCAAGGUAAACAUUUCCUUUAUAGUAAACGAAGCUGAAGCUGAAGGAUGCGUUCAGGCUCUUCACAAAUCCUUCUUUGAGAGCGGUGACCUCUCAGAGUUAUUGAUACAACCCAGACUUGGCAACGGGUCACCUAUCAGGAUGCAAGUAGAAAAUUGACUCGACAAGCUCAUUGCUUGAUCUGCGUUUUUCUUUGUAUUCCUUCCAAGUGUAGUAUGUACGUUCAUCAUGAACUGCUUGUUGUUAUGUUUAGGCACGGGAACUGCUGAGGCUAUCUUUUUUGUUGUAAGACCAAUUUUUUUGUACCAUUUGCGCGAUCAAAGUUUAACCAGUAACUCGCAAGGAUAAAGAAAAAGGAAUAUAUUGAUGUAACUGCA
Molecule: messenger RNA, 2112 nt
Organism: Arabidopsis lyrata subsp. lyrata
Lineage: Eukaryota; Viridiplantae; Streptophyta; Magnoliopsida; Brassicales; Brassicaceae
Product: aspartokinase 1, chloroplastic
Exons: 13
Coding region: 182-1894 (570 amino acids)
Biological process (GO): amino acid biosynthetic process
Cellular component (GO): chloroplast stroma
Molecular function (GO): aspartate kinase activity
Source: RefSeq, a predicted model, not a curated record